UACACCUCUCCAAACCAUCUCUUCCCAUUUCAUCAUCAUCCAUCCAUCAUAUCCUCUCCAAAAUUAACUUUUUGUUUUCUUUUUUCUCCCACAAAAAUCCGCCAUUGUUGUUUCUCUCUCAAGUUCUUCCACUUCCACUGCACGCCCUCCCAAUGGCGUGUCUCAAUACCUCCUGUUUUCGUCAGACUGUUGGAGAGAAGACGACGAAGAAGAGGACGAUAUCGGAGAAAGAAACAUGUACGCUCGAUGGAGCUGUCGACCGACACGGCCAUCCUGCCAUCCGGGACAAAACCGGAACUUGGUUCGCAGGAAUCCUGAUACUAGUGAACCAAGGGCUGGCGACACUGGCGUUCUUCGGAGUAGGAGUGAACUUGGUGCUGUUUCUGACACGGGUGGUGGGACAGGACAACGCCGCGGCGGCCAACAACGUUAGCAAGUGGACAGGAACUGUCUACAUUUUCUCUCUUCUUGGUGCCUUCCUCAGCGAUUCCUACUGGGGAAGGUUCAAGACUUGUGCCAUUUUCCAGGCUAUUUUCGUCAUUGGUCUUGCUUCACUAUCAAUAACAUCCUACAUAUUUCUGGUGAGACCAAAGGGGUGUGGUGAUGAACAAACUCCAUGCAAUUCCCGUUCCUCCUUCCACAUGGCUCUGUUCUACCUCUCUGUUUACUUGGUUGCCCUUGGCAAUGGAGGUUACCAGCCCAACAUAGCCACAUUUGGGGCAGACCAGUUUGAUGAAGAGGACCCUAAAGAAGGCCUCUCCAAAAUUGCCUUCUUCAGCUACUUCUACUUGGCUCUCAACCUUGGCUCCCUCUUCUCCAACACUAUUUUGGGUUACUUUGAGGAUGAAGGCAUGUGGGUCCUUGGUUUUUGGGCUUCUACAGCCUCUGCUGCCAUGGCUUUGCUCUUGUUCCUAUGUGGAAUCCCUAGGUACAGACAUUUCACUCCUAAAGGAAAUCCCCUCUCUAGGGUCUCUCAGGUGGUGAUUGCAGCCACCACAAAGUGGAAGGUUCAGAUCAUGACUGAUUCAGAGGGUUUGUUUGACGAAGAUGACAAGGAAUUAGUCAGCAACGGAGCUAGGAAGAUUCUCCAUACCAAUGGAUUCAAAUUUUUGGAUAGAGCAGCAGUAAUUACCUCGUCGGAGUCGGACCAAUUGGAGGACGGAGCUCGGAAUCCAUGGCGUCUCUGUACUGUUACUCAAGUCGAAGAAGUCAAAUGCAUCCUCAGACUCCUGCCGAUUUGGCUUUGCACGAUCCUCUACUCCGUCGUCUUCACUCAAAUGGCUUCUCUGUUCGUCGAGCAAGGCGCCGCCAUGAGAACCAACAUCUCCACGUUCCACAUCCCUCCCGCAAGCAUGUCCAGCUUCGACAUUCUCAGCGUCGCAGCGUUCAUCUUCAUCUACCGCAGAGUAAUCGAUCCAGUCUACGCUCGAUUGACCAAAUCAAGCGUCACCGAGCUUCAAAGAAUGGGGAUCGGCCUCGUAAUCGCAAUCUGCGCCAUGGUAUCCGCCGGAACCGUCGAGAUUUUCAGAUUAAAACACGCCACAAGAGAUUGCCUCCACUGCGAUGGAUCGAGUUCCUUAAGCAUAUUCUGGCAGAUUCCGCAGUACGUUCUGAUCGGCGCAUCGGAGGUCUUCAUGUACGUCGGACAACUGGAAUUCUUCAACAGUCAGGCGCCGGACGGACUGAAGAGCUUCGGUAGCGCGCUGUGUAUGACGUCGAUUUCGUUCGGAAACUACGUGAGCAGCUUGCUGGUGACGAUCGUGAUGAAGAUCUCGGCGACCGAUAACAUGCCGGGAUGGAUCCCCGGAAACCUAAACAGAGGCCAUUUGGACAGAUUUUUCUUCCUCUUGGCCGCCCUCACGGCGGCGGACCUCGCCGUCUACAUCCUCUGCGCGAAAUGGUACAAGUACAUCAAAUUCGAGAGCCGGGAGGCGGACGCCGCCGUCUAGGGUUUUUCUCCGGUCGACGGUGGCGGCGGAGAGGUAGAGCGUAGUUGCCAGUGGAAUCCACGCCGUUCGAUCUGAUUUGGAUGGUGUCUGAUCAAAUUAUUUGAUUGGAGAAAUAAAUAAAUAAAUAUUUUCAAGGUGAUUUGAUCGAAGUCGUUGAAAUUGGAUAGGACAAUUGUGGCCGUAGAUCCGGUUGAAGGGAUGAUCAACCGUUGGUGCUAUGAGACUAGAGAGAUGAUUCCGAUUACUUCUCCAGUUGAGCGGGUGUUGUGAGAUAUUUUACUUGACCAUGUGGGUGUGUUGAGUAAAACUUUUGUUCAUCUCUUCCAUUUAAUUCAAUGUUUCAUUAUUAUGUAAAAAAGUUGUAUCACUCUUCACUCCCAUGUCUAGUUUAAUUGGUUAAUUUUAACUUUAAAGUCCAA
Momordica charantia (bitter melon) is the source of this 2368-nucleotide messenger RNA. Its product is annotated as protein NRT1/ PTR FAMILY 7.3. Gene Ontology annotation, biological process: transmembrane transport. NCBI's taxonomy places the organism in Eukaryota, Viridiplantae, Streptophyta, Magnoliopsida, Cucurbitales, Cucurbitaceae. Gene Ontology annotation, cellular component: membrane. The record is from RefSeq and is a predicted model, not a curated record. Gene Ontology annotation, molecular function: transmembrane transporter activity.